AUGGGGGCAUAUAUAAAGACAAUUCUGGUUGCAGUUGUAGUUGCGUGCAUGUCGUAUAUCUACAAACUCAAUAUAUUGGGGAAAACACUAGUCAGUCAAGUCAAGAACAUCACAAUGCCUGCAAGUGAACAUUUUACAAUAAAAAGGUCGCCGCAGCCAUUGCCAAUCUUCUUUCUCUCUCAUGGCGGUCCAACAUUCCAGGAUAAAGACGAUCCUCUUGGUGGGAACCUAGGUGCCUGGAAGACAACGAGGAAAAUCGGGGAGUACAUCAGGAACAAGGUGAAUCCCGAUUUUAUCAUUGUUGUUUCAGCUCACUGGCAGACCGAGAACCCAGACGAGAUAGAGGUGUCUACCCAUGGUGAAGGUGAAGCUUGGUAUACACAAAAUGGCAUUUCAUCGAGAAAAUUAAGGCCUGAUGAAAAUGCACUUGUGUAUGAUUUCUAUGGAUUCCCUAAGAGAUUCUACGAUUCUCAAUUCCACACACUUGCAAACAACUUCUUGGCAAAUGAUAUCGUCGAAUCCAUCAAUGACUCGGAUUGGCUACAGGCGAAAACUCAAGAGAGAGGCAUAGACCAUGGUGUCUUUGUUCCAUUCAAAGUCGCCUUUGGCGACCCCAAUAUUAUUGACUCCAAUAAACUCGACAUCGAUGUCCCUGUUAUUCAGGUCUCUCUUCCCGGAUCAGACGAUAUUGAAAUUAGCUAUAGACUAGGUGAAGCCUUGGCUAAAUACAGAGACUUAAAUGCCGCUAUUAUUUUCUCCGGAAUGUCUGUACAUAACUUGCGUGAUUUCAGAUUUGCACUCGGCGGUGACACCAAGGCACGUCCAUAUGCCAAACCUUUCAAUGACUUGCUUACAGAGAUUCUCACCUCUCCAGAUAAAUCCAAGGUUCUGGAAAAGUUGAAACAACUACCACGAAACCCGGAAUGGGCAUCUAUAUACAAGGGCGCCCAUCCAACUAAUGAACAUUUGCUUCCUGCUAUUGCUGCUGCAGGUGCAUCCAGAGGAGACAAAUGUAACCUUCUCUAUAGUGACGUUUCCGGAAGCUUGGGUUGGAACUUGUAUAGUUGGGGGGAUAUUUCAGAAUUCUAA
Molecule: messenger RNA, 1089 nt
Organism: Pichia kudriavzevii
Lineage: Eukaryota; Fungi; Ascomycota; Pichiomycetes; Pichiales; Pichiaceae
Exons: 1
Coding region: 1-1089 (362 amino acids)
Molecular function (GO): oxidoreductase activity, acting on single donors with incorporation of molecular oxygen; ferrous iron binding; zinc ion binding
Source: RefSeq, a predicted model, not a curated record